ACGUAUUUAGUCUGCGACAAACGCUACAGCAGCUAUAGUUGGCCGCGGGUUGACGACGAAAACAUCAUAUUAAGACUCGGUUUACCUUAAUACAGAAAACCCCGAAACCUCUGUAAGACACAUUUGUCUUCGUCUCUCGUGGUGACCGGAAUUUGAACUUAGAGAUGUCCCUGGCGGAUGAGCUCCUGGCUGACCUGGAGGAGGCUGGAGAUGAGGGAGAGGACGGGUUGUAUCCAGAGGGGGAGGAAGGAGAGAGUGAUGGAGAGGCAUCGCAAGGAAGAGCUGAAGGGGGGCUGGAGGACAUCCCAGAAGAGAUGGAGGUGGACUACAGUAAAGCUGAGAGUGUUGCAUCAAUCGCCAAGCUCCGCAAUAGCAAACAGUUUUCAGAGAUUAUGGACAAAAUUUCAGGGUAUAUUGGAAAGCAGCGCAAGAACUCAGAGGUCUCGGGUCCAGUUGAGGCUGAUCCAGAAUACCGACUGAUUGUAGCAGCCAAUAAUCUCACAGUAGAGAUUGACAAUGAACUCAAUAUUAUUCACAAGUUUACUCGAGACAAGUACUCUAAGAGGUUCCCUGAGCUUGAGUCUCUGGUGCCAGAUUCUCUUGAUUACAUUCGCACAGUCAAGGAAUUGGGAAACAAUCUGGAGAAGUGCAAGAACAAUGAAACUCUGCAGCAAAUCCUCACCAACGCCACCAUCAUGGUGGUCAGUGUCACAGCUUCGACCACACAGGGGUCACUGCUAAGUGAAGAUGAAUUGAAGCAGCUGGAGGAGGCGUGUGAUAUGGCUCUGGAGCUGAACCAGUCCAAACACAAGAUAUAUGAAUAUGUAGAGUCCAGGAUGUCUUUCAUUGCCCCAAAUCUGUCCAUCAUUGUUGGAGCGUCAACAGCAGCCAAGAUCAUGGGUAUUGCUGGUGGCCUCACUAACCUCUCAAAGAUGCCCGCCUGUAACCUCAUGCUGCUGGGAGCCCAGAGAAGAACCCUGUCUGGCUUCAGCAGCACCUCCCUGCUGCCCCACACUGGAUUCAUCUACCACUGUGAUGUUGUGCAGUCACUACCACCUGACCUCAGGAGGAAGGCGGCUCGUCUGGUGGCUGCAAAGUGCACUCUGGCUAGCCGAGUGGACAGUUUCCAUGAGAGUUCGGAUGGCAAGGUUGGCUAUGAACUUAAGGAAGAAAUAGAGAGGAAGUUUGAUAAAUGGCAGGAGCCUCCACCAGUGAAGCAGGUCAAACCGCUACCAGCCCCACUGGAUGGACAGAGGAAGAAGAGAGGAGGAAGAAGGUAUCGAAAGAUGAAGGAGCGUCUCGGGCUGACAGAGAUCAGGAAACAUGCCAACAGGAUGACCUUCGCUGAGAUUGAAGAUGAUGCAUAUCAGGAGGAUCUGGGCUUCAGUCUUGGUCAGCUGGGGAAGAGCGGCAGCGGCCGCGUCAGGCAGGCUCAGGUCAACGAGGCCACCAAGGCCAGAAUCUCCAAAUCCCUCCAGAGGACGCUGCAGAAGCAAAGCAUGACGUACGGAGGAAAGUCAACAGUCAGAGAUCGCUCUUCAGGAACGAGCUCCAGUGUAGCUUUCACUCCUCUGCAGGGGCUGGAGAUCGUGAACCCACAGGCUGCAGAGAAGAAGGUGGCUGAAGCCAACCAGAAAUACUUUUCUAACAUGGCCGAGUUCCUCAAAGUCAAGAAGGAAGCUAAGAUGUGAACACACUCACACAUCACCAUCCCGCACAUGGACAAUUGCACUCAACACUGCAGUGGUAUUAUAUUUUUACAUUUGUCUUGCGUUGUGCUUUGUCCUUUGUUUUUUUUUUUUUGUUUUUUGUUUUUUUUUUUCUAAAUUUUAUGAUUUUUGCCAUUUUAAUAAAAUAUGUGAAGA
Scatophagus argus is the source of this 1865-nucleotide messenger RNA. It is a transcript of the gene prpf31, whose product is annotated as PRP31 pre-mRNA processing factor 31 homolog (yeast). The record is from RefSeq and is a predicted model, not a curated record. The transcript has 14 exons. Lineage: Eukaryota; Metazoa; Chordata; Actinopteri; Scatophagidae. The coding region runs from base 165 to 1691 and encodes 508 amino acids. Gene Ontology annotation, cellular component: U4 snRNP; U4/U6 x U5 tri-snRNP complex; precatalytic spliceosome. Gene Ontology annotation, biological process: spliceosomal tri-snRNP complex assembly; mRNA splicing, via spliceosome.